Molecule: messenger RNA, 1950 nt
Organism: Spathaspora passalidarum NRRL Y-27907
Lineage: Eukaryota; Fungi; Ascomycota; Pichiomycetes; Serinales; Debaryomycetaceae
Exons: 1
Coding region: 1-1950 (649 amino acids)
Cellular component (GO): HDA1 complex
Source: RefSeq, a predicted model, not a curated record
AUGAAUCUUAUGGAUAUGCUCUCGGCGGAUCCUCCGUCUUCAUUAUACUCCCCUCAGAUGAAUGGUGUUGACACUGCAUACGAGGAUCUGAAGCCGCGUGACCCAUUUGCUGUCAGUGAUGAGGUUUUGCCAGACAAUGCCGUAUGCUAUUUACCUACACUUUUAACCAGAUUCCAGCAAUCAGUCGUGGAUCUUCUAUUACAUUUGUUCAGCUCAGAGUUGUUAAAUGAAGUAAAGUCGAAGCGUUUACGUACCAGUAUAGACAGUUUAUUGGAGUCUGCACCCACCACCAAAGAGAACGGCUUGAACACAUACGAAAAGAUUUCCUUGCUUUAUGAGCAGUUGAUGAAAGUCAACUGCAAUCCGUCGUUAUUAGUCGAUCACUUCAUUCCUAAAAAGAUAUUACUAGUGGAAACAAAUGAGCGCCAAACCAACUUAUCUGGGAAAUCUCAACUUUUCAAUAGAAUAGUGGAUUCCUUAAUAGACACGAAACGUUACCCAGAAGGAUUUUACAUGCUAGUAGUGGCCGGCAGUGUUAAGGAAUUGGAACUUAUCGAAGGAUUAAUUCUUGGGAAAAGAUUAUACUAUGAAAACUACAGUAGUGCUAAAUUAUAUGACGACAAGCGUCCAAUCCCCAAUUUAAAAGCCGCCAUAAACCCCGAGUCUAAGUUAUGCUUGAACUUGAUCACAUCACAGCAAUUGUAUAAUAACUACUUGUCGGCAAGCAGCACUAAAAGCGUCGAUUACAACAUGAUUUUUUCGUUUGAUGCUGAACUUGAUGUCGACAUUCCCAGCAUUCAAAUUUUGAGACCUAAUCCGCAGGAAUGUCCUAUAUUCAUUCCCGUGCCAAUUUAUUCUAUUGAGCAUAUUGCUCAACAAUUUCCUAAACCUACAUCAUCGUUAAAUUUUUCAAACGAUACUUCCGACCCAAUGUAUAAGCACAAGCUUAAAGUGAUAAAAGCGUUGGUUGUAAACAAGUUUCAUGUUCGUGAAAUUGAUGGGGCCAAUUUCUUUGUUGAUAAUUAUGGCAGUAAAAUGGAGAAAUUUAAACUGUGGUUGGAGAAAUCAACAGUAGAAAAUCCAAUAAAGAAGUACACGGAAAAAGUAGCACUUACGUUCACCGAUGAUAAGUUAAUUAAAAAGUUGAAUAUUUGCUUUACCGAGAGUAUAAACGGCGGAUUUGACCUGCUUGGUGAUUUUGACUACAAGAGUUAUCGAUCACAAAUUGCCGAGGCAUUACAUGGGAAGCUUUUCCAGAUUGAAGAAACAAUAGCAGAAUUGAACAAUAAUGUUAUUCCCGAGAAGCGGAAGUAUGAAAGUUCACGUCAGUCACAUUACGAUGACGAUGAAGAUCUUAUAUCGAGUGGGUAUCGAAAAUUACGAAAGUUGAGUGACGAAGCCACUGUUCAAGAAAAAACCUUGUGUCGAAUUGAACUGGAUUUAGUAAAAGUUGAAGAAAUACAAACCGAAAAACAAAGGAGGUUAGACAAGUUAAAAGAGCACACUGAUCAUGUCCACACCGAAGAAGAUUUGCAAAAGCAGAAAGCCUCACUCGAAGAGCUUCAUCAGGAAUUGGCGAAGAUGACUGAAGAAUUUGAUAAAUUGAAUCAAGAAUGCGAAACACUCAGGCUGUCUUAUCAAAUGAGUUCUGCUACUGCCGUCCAACUUUCAAGUAUGCUUGCCCAACUUAAGGAAAAAGAUAGUGAACUAAACAAGAAAGUAAACGGCCAAGGAUUAACUUCCUUACCUGCAUUAAUGAAGAAAGAUGCUUUACUAAACUACGAAUCUCAAUUGAAUAGAAUACAAAAGGAGAACCAAUUCAUGUCGGGACUUUUCAAUGAGAAGAUUGAUAAAUUGUACAAGGAACGACAAGUAGUUAUGGAGACAUCCAAUUCUGGUUCCAGCAGCCGACCAAGCAAUCGAGUUAGUAGAUCUUCUACACCACUUUAA